Ipomoea nil (Japanese morning glory) is the source of this 1084-nucleotide messenger RNA. RefSeq names its product glyoxylate/succinic semialdehyde reductase 1. Gene Ontology annotation, molecular function: 3-hydroxybutyrate dehydrogenase activity; NAD binding; NADP binding. NCBI's taxonomy places the organism in Eukaryota, Viridiplantae, Streptophyta, Magnoliopsida, Solanales, Convolvulaceae. The transcript has 8 exons. Bases 18 to 890 code for a protein of 290 amino acids. The record is from RefSeq and is a predicted model, not a curated record. Gene Ontology annotation, cellular component: cytosol.
GAGAGAGAGCGAGGAAAAUGGAGGAGAUAGGGUUUUUAGGGAUGGGGAUAAUGGGGAAAGCUAUGGCUAUGAACUUGCUCCGCCAUGGCUUUAAGGUCACUGUUUGGAAUCGCACUCUUUCUCGGUGUGAUGAGCUAGUUGAACAUGGGGCUUCUGUUGGAGAAACUCCUGCAGCAGUAGUAAAGAAAUGCAAGUAUACAAUCGGAAUGUUGUCUGACCCUCCUGCAGCUCUUUCAGUGGUUUUCGACAAAAAUGGUGUUCUUGAGCAAAUAUGUGAUGGGAAGGGUUAUAUUGACAUGUCAACUGUUGAUGCUGAUACUUCUUCGAAAAUCAAUGAGGCAAUUAUCUCUAAAGGUGGUAGUUUCCUUGAAGCCCCAGUUUCAGGCAGUAAAAAGCCCGCUGAAGAUGGGCAGUUAGUUAUCCUAUCUGCUGGAGAUAAGGCUUUAUAUGAUCAAGUACUUCCUGCUUUUGAUGUAUUGGGAAAGAAAUCCUUUUUCCUGGGACAGGUGGGGAAUGGUGCAAAAAUGAAACUUGUUGUUAACAUGGUAAUGGGCAGCAUGAUGAAUGCAUUUUCAGAAGGACUUGUGCUGGCUGACAAAAGUGGAUUGGAACAGCAAACUCUCCUUGAUGUGUUGGAUCUUGGAGCAGUUGCUAACCCAAUGUUCAAGAUGAAAGGACCUUCCAUGAUAAAAAAUAAUUAUUCCCCCGCAUUUCCUCUGAAACAUCAGCAGAAGGACAUGAGGCUGGCCCUUGCUCUUGGGGACGAAAACGCAGUGUCAAUGCCCGUUGCAGCUGCUGCAAACGAGGCAUUCAAGAAGGCCAGGAGCUUGGGUUUGGGUGACCUCGACUUUUCAGCUGUGUACGAGACUGUCAAGCACGCCCAGCCUUGAAUCUGAUAACACGGAUCUGUAUUUCAGAUGAGGAUCACUUGGAUAGGAAUAAAGACAUCACCCUUCGGGCCUUCUCUGUAACAUUUUCUUGUGUGAAAACUGCAUCCUCCUACUGUGGAUCACCUGGUUGUAUUCUUGAAGUUGCUUCUUAGUUGAUGAAUUGAACUAUGCACAGUAAUUGCAGAAUUGUCCCA